UUGACCCACUGGCCUCUUUAUUGGGUAUGAGCUGUUGGGUUCCUAGGAACAAUGAGUUGAACCCAAGAACACAUCUCUUCACAAUCCAAAUCUUAACCCAGAGAGAAAAAUCCUUAAUUUUCUCACUCCUCUAAUGGCUAAAUCUGUUCAUUUCCUGAUAAUCUUUCAAAUAUCACUUCUAAAUCUCUUCACCUUCUUGGCCUCAGUUCAAGCUCAAGACCAGUUCAUCUACCAUGGCUUCCGUGAAGCCAAACUUCGUGAAGAUGGACUCACAAACGUCCACCCCAAUGGUCUGUUGCAAUUAACCAACAGUUCAAGAAGACAGGUUGGCCGAGCUUUCUAUCCUCAACAACUGAAAUUCAACGCCUCCUCGUCAAAUUCAUCUGAGUCUCUCUCUUUUUCCACCUAUUUUGUCUUCGCCAUCGUUCCUGAACCCAGAAUUCCCAACGGCCAUGGCUUCGCCUUCACCAUCUCGCCGUCGGUGAUCUUUCCCGCAUCACUGACGAACCAGUAUUUGGGUCUUCUCAACGCUUCCAACAACGGUCUGGCAUCGAACCACAUGUUCGCCGUUGAGUUUGAUACUCUGAAGAACCCUGAGUUUGAAGAUAUCGACGGCAAUCAUGUGGGUAUUGAUCUCAAUAGCCUUACAUCCAAUUUUUCGGCGACGGCGGCGUAUUUUUCCGACCGGGAGGGGACGAACAAGAGCUUGCAGCUUAUGAGUGGAAACCCACUGCAGGUUUGGAUCGAUUAUGAUGGAGUGAAAAAGUUUCUCACCGUUACAAUUGCUCCGAUCAGAAUUCCGAGACCCAAUCGACCUCUCUUGUCAAGGGCUGUUGAUCUUUCUGAAAUUUUCAACGAAUCUAUGUAUGUUGGUUUCUCCGCAGCUACAGGGUCAGCUGUGGCAAGCAACCAUUAUGUUCUUGGGUGGAGCUUCAACAAAACUGGGGCAGCACAAAUCUUAGAUCCCUCAAAACUUCCUCAAUCUCCCAAGCCCAGAAAAUUAAGAACAAUACCCGUUCUAGAAAUUACAGUCUCAGCCGUAACAGUACUGAUUGUGAUGAUCAUCACUGUGGUUGGGAUUGCUUACAUCAAACGGAAAAAAAAGUAUGAAGAAAUACGCGAGGAUUGGGAAGAGGAAUAUGGACCUCAGAGGUUCUUCUACAAGGAUGUAUACAAAGCAACCAAAGGCUUCAAGGAAGAAGAGCUUAUCGGAGCUGGAGGUUUUGGAAAGGUUUAUAAAGGAGUACUUCCAUCUUCCAAUGCACAAAUUGCAGUGAAGAAAGUCUCUCAUAAUUCGGCUCAAGGGAUGAAAGAAUUUGUGGCUGAACUUGCCACCAUGGGAAGGCUAAGGCAUAGGAACUUGGUGGCCCUCCUUGGCUACUGCCGAGGAAAGGGAGAGCUUCUUUUGAUCUAUGAUUAUAUGCCAAAUGGAAGUCUCGACAAGUUCUUAUUCAGCAACGAAAAACCAUAUCUUAAUUGGACUCAACGCUUUCGAAUCCUCAGAGGGAUAGCAUCAGCCCUUCUAUAUCUGCACGAAGAGUGGGAACAAGUUGUUCUACAUAGAGAUGUGAAGGCCAGUAACGUUCUGUUAGACGGUGAUCUAAACGGGCGUCUCGGAGAUUUUGGGCUUGCCAGGCUCUAUGAUCAUGGUGCAAACCCUCAAACCACUCAUGUGGUUGGCACCGUUGGCUAUCUCGCGCCAGAGCUUACUGUAACUGGUAAGGCAACUACGAGCACCGAUGUCUUUUCGUUUGGGGCGUUUAUGCUCGAAAUGGCUUGUGCAAGGAGGCCUAUGGAAGUGAACGGAUUGCCUGAAGAGAUGAUUCUGGUUGAUUGGGUUUUCGAGAAAUGGAGACAAGGAACGAUUCUCGAGACGUGUGAUCCUAAAUUGGGAGGGGAUUAUGUGUUGGAGGAAAUGGAAUUGGUUUUGAAGCUUGGUCUUAUUUGCUCUCACUCUAAUCCGGCGGCUAGGCCUAGCAUGAGGCAAGUGAUGCAGUUUUUGGAUGGGGAUGCAAUUUUGCCUGAUAUACUUAUUGACAGUGCAGGAGUUGGGAUGGUUGUAAUGGGCAGUGAAGCUCCUAAUUCAUUUGAAUUGUCAUCGUAUGGGAAGAUUUCUGUUCAAUCGAUGUCCAGCAACGACUCUGUCCUCCACGUUGGCCGCUGAAUUCAAGAUGUUCAAUGUAGUGGAUAUGCCUGAUGUGGUGUUAAUGCUUUUGCUUUGUAAAAAUAACUCUUUGUUUGAGAAUUGUUUUUACUUAUCAAUAUAUGGGCAGAUACCUGGAUACUGCCUUAAUAGCUCUCAAGUUGUAGAUCUUUUUUUUGAGUUAGUAAAUCCCUUAAUACGAAUAGAAAGGAAGCAGCAUACGUUAUCUUGCAUUCGAAAUCCAUGGCAGUGGUCUUUUUGAUUUUUUUUUUUCUGCUUAAACCACCCAGAAUUUAACUAUGAACCAG
This is a messenger RNA of Ilex paraguariensis (yerba mate), 2451 nucleotides long. The record is from the annotation of a GenBank genome assembly. NCBI's taxonomy places the organism in Eukaryota, Viridiplantae, Streptophyta, Magnoliopsida, Aquifoliales, Aquifoliaceae.